Molecule: messenger RNA, 1178 nt
Organism: Dipodomys spectabilis (banner-tailed kangaroo rat)
Lineage: Eukaryota; Metazoa; Chordata; Mammalia; Rodentia; Heteromyidae
Gene: Scx
Product: scleraxis bHLH transcription factor
Exons: 2
Coding region: 3-587 (194 amino acids)
Biological process (GO): developmental process; regulation of transcription by RNA polymerase II
Molecular function (GO): DNA-binding transcription factor activity, RNA polymerase II-specific; RNA polymerase II transcription regulatory region sequence-specific DNA binding; protein dimerization activity
Source: RefSeq, a predicted model, not a curated record
CCAUGCUGCGCUCGGCGCCGCCGGGCCGCUACCUGUACCCCGAGGUGAGCCCGCUGUCGGAGGACGAGGACCGCGGCAGCGAGAGCUCGGGCUCGGACGAGAAGCCCUGCCGCGUGCACGCGGCGCGCUGCGGCCUGCAGGGCGCCCGGAGGCGCGCGGGGGCCCGGCGGGCGGGCGCGGGGCCCGGGCCGGCGGCGCGGGCGGGCCGCGAGCCGCGGCAGCGGCACACGGCGAACGCGCGCGAGCGGGACCGCACCAACAGCGUGAACACGGCCUUCACGGCGCUGCGCACGCUCAUCCCCACCGAGCCCGCCGACAGGAAGCUCUCCAAGAUCGAGACGCUGCGCCUGGCCUCCAGCUACAUCUCGCACCUGGGCAACGUGCUGCUGGUGGGCGAGCGCGGCGACGGGCAGCCCUGCCUGGCCGGGCCCGCCUUCUUCCGCGCGCGCGCGGGCAGCCCCCCGCCGCCGGCGCCGGCGCGGGACGGCGGCGAGAACGCCCAGCCCAAGCAGAUCUGCACCUUCUGCCUCAGCAACCAGAGGAAGCUGAGUAAAGACCGAGACAGAAAGACGGCAAUCCGAAGUUAGGAGGAUGGCCCGCGGCCACAAGAGGUGGACGCCAGAGAGCCCACCUCAGAGCGGACCAACCAGGCCGGCCCCACGCGGGCUGCGAACAGGACCGAUGGACAGGCAGACAGACAGAUGGGCAGUGACUUGACUGAGUAGCCCAGCCCCACUGGAACUUUCCAUGCUGGCUCUCGACCUGGGCCAACUGUUGGCAUCUUGCAUCUCUGAUAUGAUAAUAUAAAGUCUGGAAGUUUUGUAAUAAUUAAAAACGAAGCAGUAUCUUCCAAGUGUGGAGGCAGACUGUCCUCUGGAAGGAUCUGAACCCCCAUGGCUGCCCUAGGCCAAGCCUCGGAGCCCAUCUUGCCCGCCUGGCCUGCCUGGGGCAUCUCCCUUCCAGGGGCCGAGGCAGGCGCGCCUGAAUACCUGACAGCGGCUGGGACCUGCGGGGCAGGGCGGGAUGGAGGGAAGGCAGGGCAGAAGCAGGCCCCGCACCCCGAGGAGGACACAGCCAGGCACCAGUGUGCGGGUUCUAAGCGGACACAGGGUUGGACAGGCAGCAGUGCUGUCCAGCAGAGCGAGUUACCAAACUGGGGGCUGAGGCUGGGUCUGAGA